This is a messenger RNA of Fusarium odoratissimum NRRL 54006, 6337 nucleotides long. RefSeq lists its product as uncharacterized. Lineage: Eukaryota; Fungi; Ascomycota; Sordariomycetes; Hypocreales; Nectriaceae. The coding region runs from base 1268 to 1639 and encodes 123 amino acids. The record is from RefSeq and is a predicted model, not a curated record. The transcript has 2 exons.
CGAUGUCCUUGUCGGUUUCAAAUGAUGAGAUCGAAUGUUUACGUGUCAGGUAAGGCCCAUCAGCUUGAGCAUUACGCUGACUCUCUAACGAACGUAUGCAUGAGAAAAUCAUUACCGAAUUGUGGUCCUAGAGACACCUUGACCGAAUUUGAGUUUCAUUCCUGUGUUCUUUGUUUCUUCUGAAAACAACGCAGAAAACUCUCCUGGGGGAUGUGAUGUAAUCCAUCCACUCUACCAACAGCUUAUCUUCAUACUUUGAUCGGAGAUUUCGCCAGUGGCAGAGGAUGGAAUCCUAGCAACAGCUACCUCGGUAUGGAUAUGCAACCUGUCGCUACGUAAAACUUUGUCCCUCCAGCGUACUACAUUGGACUGGACGCAUCGUGCAACCAACGACGCAAAUACCGGCUGGCACGAAUGACAAAUCUUUGCAAGGCCUACGACCGGACUAAAUGCGUCCAUGAGGUCUCGCGACAGAGACAUUGCAUCCGGACACAAUUCCUCCUGCUUAGGUGUAUUUUUUGUGGCUUUGUUAGUAGCCAUAUUACUGCAAAACCAGCCCUCUGUACCGGGUAUCCCGUCGAGACGGGAGCUCUAGCUUUGUAGUAGGUAGCAGCCUAAGGAGGUAGGUAAGCAAACAGACAUCGCGGACCAAGAGACCCAGUCAUGCGGAGCCAUGCGCCUCGGAAGCAGGAAAGGAAAAGAGACAACUAAAACAUUAACUACUAGGUAGACUAAUAACUAGGCAAGCAACAAACAAACAAACAAACAAACAAACCUACACAUUCUGCUCGACGGUUGAAGAAAUGACUUCUUGUGUCCGAUCCUCCUAACCAAGAACAGACAGGGGUGCGUGAAUUGGAUAGCAUGGGAAUGGAGACAAAAUGGAGACAGAAAAAAAAAAGGGACUGAGAGGGAAGGGAAGGGACGGACGGGAGGGAAGGAAACUCAACGAACGCGGAUGUUUAUGGCCUCCGUCUAAACCAACAACAGGUCUACAAGACCCAGGGAUCUGGAUUCAGCAGUCUCGCUUAUCGCCGCCGUUCGGGGGAGAUCGAGCAGGCACUCACUAAGCUAAACGUAGGUAGUGGUAGGGUGCUCGAUCCGCCACCAACAGCGCCAACGCACUCUAACUGGCGCUAGUCAGUCAGUCAUCCGCUAUUUUCACCUCAGGCACCCCUACAGCUUUGCUCUACUCGAGUUGGCCGCAUAUGGAUCACCUCACUCACGACUAACAGCUUGGAAAACUUUAUUUUUCCUUCAUCGCCCAAUGUUCAAUGACUUGGCCGACGAUCGAGCUAUGGUGAAGCCAUCACCAUCGUCUCUGACGUAUCUAUUCCGUAUCAUCACUGCAAUAAAACACCUUCGUCGAUUUACAGACAGACAUGCAUUUGCCCCAAGAUCUACUCCACAGCUGUCGAAUCUUGGUACUCAACAUUUCAGUGCAUUGUCCUGGUAUCAGCAACAGAACACUCCCUCGAACACACAAGAUAGCCUGUGCUUCAAUCGAUCGAGGCUCGUUCAAUUAAGCGAAGCCGAUGAACAACACCAACAAAGACGUUGCACGAUUCAGGCACGACUCAUCUCUCCGCUCUUGACCUCAGGCACAGCUCUAGACUUUGCUAGACCAUCGUUUGAAUAACGGCAUGCCCUGGUCUAGUCGCAUGCCAUGUUGUCGCUGAGGAGAUAGACUGAUAGACGCUUCGUCUGCCUUACCCGUCCCGUUGAUGGUUCCUUGAUUUAGCGACAGUCACAUUCCUUGCGCUGUCGAUGAAGCGUGGCUCGAUUCAGCAGGCGCUGUAUUGGCAUUCCUGUCGCGAGCGCCACUCCGAGCGGUUCCAAGGUCUUUUAACCUUAAUUUGUCAAUUCACUGAGUCUUGAACUCGAUAUAAGGUUCGGCACCGGCGUCUUUGCCUUGGCUUGACAGGCUGUUCCGGGCUUGUCUAGUCUUCUCCAGGUUUUACCACAACUGCUCGUUUGUUUGCUCGCUGCCUUUGUCUUCUAGGGCUAGAUCCCGUGUCGCCCGUCGUGCCCGUCAAGCCCGCCUCACCCGUGUCACAUCCGUCGUCACAUACUAUGCUUCUUCCGUCGAGUCUUGAGCCUCGUCGAGGCGACGCCUCUCGGUCAUCCGAACAUCCUUCCACUCCGGGCCUAUCGCUUGCAUCAUUUGUCACAGCCGAGUCGAGUCGAGUUGUUGACCCUCGCCCUGUGGGACCUCUCAUCGUGUGAUUUUCCCAACACCCCCAUGCUGUCCGUCUUGCGACAAACUCUCCACCCGACUCACCCCUCGUAUAAACUUUCGCCGUUGAUAUAAUGGAAAACUCUAAUUGCCUUCUGUCCAAGGCUCCACAUGCUACUGACAGAAGAACCUUUUGGGGAGUUAGUCAAUCACCUCCAGGCUCGAUAUUAGAAACGACACUGAGGUCUGACGGCUAGCUUAUCCUCUGGAGUGGCUAGAGUCGCAGGUCUGACGCUCCGGGGUUGUCGUCAAUGUCCGACCAUCGCUGCUCUAUCGUCCGUAUCCACUCGGCCGAUCUCGACCUACGGUUCUCUUCACAGAAACGACCAGUCUCUCUACUAGUCGUCGGUGCCUGGCUCGUCUGGAUAUGUUGACCCAGAGCAAUUCUAGACCCUCUGGGCCCGCCCAACCGUACCGCUGUUAUAUCGUCUCCGGCCACAAACGAGAAUUGACGAUGAUGGCGAGGGUUAUUUUGAUGGCUUCUUCGAUCACACCGGAGCUCAGUAACCGUAUCCUGGCUUGACUGGCUUUGCGUGAGAGAUGUGGAUGUAGAGUUUGUCCGGUCAAUAAUGCCAACCUCCUCCAUUACUGUUGACUCUUCGGUAGAAUCGCGCUCCCUCCUGGCACUACCCAUGUGUGGCGGCAUGUCUGCUGUACCUCGUCCACCUGGACCAAUUGAGAGCAUAGAAGCACUUCGUGACUGCAGUUCUUCUCGGCCUUGCUCAGGGCGUGUCUUUCUAUCGUCGUCUGCAUGUGUCUCAAGUCGGCGAGCGCCGGUUGCUGCUUUCUUCUUCUUCUUGAGGUGGUCUUGAACCCGGAACCCUCUGCUCAACCUGAUCUCGUUGCUGGUAUCCAUGGUUCGUGUUCGAGAUACUGUUUAUAAGAUGUUAGCAUGGAGCGGAUACUAAACAAGUCUGGAAAUGAGCAUGAACACUUACACACUGUAUCCUGUCGUGUUAGUAAGGUGGGAUUACGUUCGUUCUUGACAGUGGCUUCAGAGGCUGUUUUACGUCAAAUGUCAGAGUGUAUCGAGUGCUUCACGGCUGGGCAUACUUACCUCCAUUCGAAGUGUCCUCGUCGACCACGUCACUGUUGAUGGCCCUUUGCCCUCCUGUGGCAGCUCCAGCUCUUCCCCUGAGGAGACUACCGGCCCUGGCGAGUGCCACAGCCUCCAUGCCUUGAUCAGACAUUCGAUGAAUAAACAUCUCAAGACGUUUAACCUCAGCUUUGUACCGUGCAUCCUGGACCAUCCAGUGUUCUUCUAUGGAGUUGUGUCGACUUGCCUCGUCCUUGAGUGCCAUUUUUGCUUCUGCAAGCUCUUUUUCGAGCUUGGCAAUCUUUCUGUGUCGAGUGCCAUAAGCUUCGCAAAGGAGCAGGAUAUGUGAGCGAUACUCUGCGGAAAGUGCUUCGCUUGCAGGAUUGGUCAUUACUGCAACCUGCAAGGUUUCUGCCACUUGGUCAAUGGAGGGGUUGUGCCAGAUCUGCUGGCCUGCGUUAAUGAACAACUUGUCUACUUCGUCCAAACUGUAUUCCGCCUCAGCCGCCGCGGUAGUCGCCUGGUUUGCCUGAGAUACUCCUUGCCAGCUAGGGAGUCGCGUCAUGCUCUUCUUCAAGCGGUGGGCAUGCAUCUCUUUGCUUUUGGGAGGAUCUUUGUACAAGUCUUGUAGGGCUGCUUCGGAGCGACGAUACUUCAGAUCGUGCUGUCGAGCUCUGUUGCCCCCAAGAAAUCGUAGCCAGCUUUGGUCCGCCAUGAUGCGUUGCAUUUGUUUUGGUGUUUGUCUGCUAGGUUUGAGAUGUUGAUGAGGAUACUGGAAUACUCUGGCUGCCUGAGUGACUGAUACUGAUCAUAAGGUUGGCAAGCAGGACCUAUCUGCUACUGACUGUCACUGCCACUGCCGGUGACAGUCAUUUUACCUCAAGAACAACAAACUCGGUACACAUGCAGGCACGUACGUCACCGCUCUUAUUCACAGUCCUUCAACAUCCCUAUUUCAUCUGCUGUUGGGUGGGCACAUAAUGUAUACAUUGUACUCAGUCGUAUUGACAUGACUGAAAUGUUCUGGCCUACAGACACUUCCUUUGUAGCCCAUCUUCCCCGUCGAUGUAGAUAACGCACGGUUUUGUCCCGGGCCAGAUUGUUCUGAGUAGUCCACAAGUGAUUCGAGGAUGGUCGAGCUGGUGUCUCUCUUUAGAGCUGGCUGAAGCGGCAUUAUACCGCAAUCGUUCAAUUCGAGAACUCUCGCCUUGACACUGCGAGGAGAAUCGGAUCGACCUAGGAAACUGGUAGUGCUGGUCAGGCUGGUAUCGGUGUGCUCUAUCUCCUCUUGGAUAUCGGAUAGAGAAGUGUAUUCAUGCGCCUGGACCUGCUUUUCAAUGUCUCCAUGGUCUGCAGGCUUCUUGAUCGGAACCUCAGGGAGAGGACGAGCUGAGGCUUUUGGUGCUGCAAUUAUAGGGGCUGCUUCGGUCAACCGCCUGGGACGUGUUGACGAAUGGGGCUCCUGCUGGACCGACAGAGCAUCAUCCAAUACUGAGCUACUUGGACUCUCUGUACGAAGAUUACCAAUACGAAGUGGUUUGAUGGAACAAAACCCUUCGCUUGCGUGCUCAGCCAUGUCCUCUUCCAUGUCGACUGAACUGUCGCCCAACUCAGGAUCCGGUGCGAGGCUCAGUUGGCGCAGGUUUAGUAACGAUCUAUAAAGAAAACGGAAAGAGACGAAAGGUGACUCUUUUGAGUCGAUUAAGAUCCAAUCGUAGAAACAGGUCUCAUCUGGUGAAUCGAGGAGACCACCUGACGGCGACCUGCAACUGAUUAGCCUAGCGUCACUGAACAUCUAUGCAAGGCACACCAACCCAAUCCCGUAUGACUCCUGACCACGGUGGCCAUCUAGUAUGGGCAAUCUUCGAAUUCGGCCCUUGGCCCGAAAGACUUGGACCUCUAUCAAGCCGCCAUCUUCUGCAACUGAUUGAUGCGCAUGUGGAAGAAAGGAGAAGCAACGUGCCUCUAUCCCGUCCCUGAUGCGUAACACGCCAUCUUCCUUGUAUUUCCAGCGCUCGCUUGGCUCACAGAGGGAGCGUGUGAUGGAACCUGAAGCUCCAUUGAGAACCCUCACGCCACAGUUUGUAAUGUUUCUGCCAUUCAUGAAAAUCUUGAAAUACAAGUAGCGUGGCAGUUGUGACGUUUCGUUGAGUGCAUAGUGGAUUCCAAAAUGUGAUCCUAAACCCAGUCAGGCAGGGCUCCCUGGAGGCUUUGGUUCAGGCAAAGACAAACCUGGGUCUGAGGGGAUGUAGACAGAAAUCCGAGGACUGGUCUUCCGAAGCUGGCGUGGCAAUGAACGAAGUCGGCUCGAGGCGGCAAGACUUAAGCAAGACAAUUGAUCAGCAGACGGCAGAACACUCUGAGAGGAGGAAUCCGAGAGACGACACUCGGGGAGCUUAGCCAGCUCGGGCUGAGUGACGAUUGCAACUUCAAUUCCCUCAAGACAAGGCAUGUUGCACAAGCUCUAGCAGGUAACCAGCGAUCCGAGAAGGCCGUUUACAGACGAAGAUGAAGGAAAGGCGUCUUUGAGGGUCGAUUUGGCAGAACUUAAGUAACAGAUACCCUCCCUGAGUGUAAGGAAAUCCGGGUUGCUUGGAGAUUGUUGAUGAGAGGUAUGAGGGGGAACUGGCAGCCAGCUGUUGUCGGCUGGCGAAUAUGGCCGGUUACCUACGCACCUUUCUCUCCCUGGCGCUUGUGCCUUGCUUGGUUCCUGCUGCCCUUGGACCUGGACAUAUUACAAUGAACCAAUUUCAGUCAGGCUCGCCCUUGGCCUGAUUCAUAUCACAUGGCUGCAUGUGUCAACAAGAUUCUGAGCACAAUGCUAACCUGCAUGGUGGUAUUGCUGUCGAGUUUGCCCAAAAUGGAUUAUUGAAUAAGCUGUUUCAUAUCGAAGAAAUUGGCAACCCUACCAUUGAUAGCUUGUCAAAAGUCCCAGCUGGUUUGGGCUUUGUCACGAUUGGCAGCUUGAGCGAAACCAAGGUUUAUUCCUUCAUGUGUAGCUGAGCGAUACAGGUAAUCGGGCUAACAUAAAUAGCAUUCGAGUAUAAUUCAGUGAGUAUUUCCAG